AUGGGUACAUUUUCGAGUCUAAUUUGCGAUCGCAUUUUCGCGAACGGUACCGCGGUCUCGGCUCGAAACCCCACCCGCGAAGGUCUCUACUCUCUCCAGGUAACAGGGGCGCUGCCAGCGAUCGACUCCCGCCCGCCGCAGGUCUACACGCACCUGCAGAUGCGACUGAAGCGGCUGCAGCUGGAGGAGGAGCGGUGCGACCGGAUCCGCCGCGACAACUCCCGCAUGCUCCACCGGAUGGCGGACAUCAUCGUGACGAAGCGGGUGGACAACUCCAACCCCGACCACGACCUCAACUCCCGCCUCCUCAGUCGGAGUCGCGGAUCGACGGCGGCGCAGAGCCCGAAGGCGAACUCCAGCCGGUUGACGACGCCGAGGCCCCCCGAGACUCCGAGGCAUCCGUAUCACCUCUGCCAGCAGAUUAAGCAGGGGGCGAAGGAGAGGCAGGAGAACGGAGUGGCCGCAGACGACAGAGCCAGCUUCCCCAGCGUCGACAAGCACUCCAACCACGGCUCCAGACAGGGAAAGAAGGCGAGCCAGCCAUGCAAACGACCAGAGGUCUCGAAAGUCGCUGCCCGUGGGUUGGCACAAGCCGACCCAUAUUUCUGCCCCGUUUGGGAAUAUUUGCGGGCGAAUGCUUCUCCCCGGCCGGACGAAAGGCAGGGACAUCGUCAAGAACCGGUCGAGGAAAAACGAGGAUCGAAAGCUUUUCUGGGUCCACUGUCGAUCUGGGACAUCGAAGCCGGGAAACCUGAUACGAUCGUCUUUAGAAAACGGGACCAGGUCACACCAUACGCGAACGCGAAGGAGGUGGAGAUGCAUUACUUGCAUUGCGAGUUAGCAUUACGAGCAGCAGGAGCCUCCACCGACGACUUGGAGGAGAAUAUCCGGGGGGUGGACUACUUCAAGGUGAAGCGAACCCCGAUAUCGUGUUCGAAGGUGAAGGGCCCGAACGUGAUCCACUUGGACGAGGUCCUCGGCGCCGAGCUGCCCUCGCCCAACGAGGGCCUCACCGUCACUUUCGAGCUGCAGGUGGAAGAAUCCGGGGAAUUGAAGGUAAUCCUCGGCUUCUCUGAUUUCGUCAUCGGACUGCCACAGCGACGUGACUCGGACGAUUCCGUCGGUUCUCGACGCUAUGGGCGUUUUGAUGACGCUUUCGGUCGACGCGGUGGACGUUCAUACGACACUCUCGGUCGACAAAAUUCCGACAUAGCCCUUCAACGUCCCGACUUUGGUUUCGGAGGUCGUUACGAAAGCGUUCCCCAUGACCUUUAUAGAUAUCCUAACGACGCUUUCACCGACCACGACGGCAUGCAUGACAGACAGAACGACAUCUACGUCCCUCCUCUCGACUUGGAAGAAACAAUAGACAGUGAAAGCAGCGACUCGGAACCGUCUAGCUCGAGGGCAAAUGGCAGCCGACAUCCAGAAUGGAUGACGCCGAGAGCGGCCGACACACCCCCUAACACCCUCCACCCGCUCCUCCGAGAGGGAGUUGAGACUCCCCCGAGACACUCUCGGUUCUCACUCCGCGCUCAGCCGGACCGGACCGCGACGCCCCUCACGCGUUCAAAGAACCUCCAAAUUUCUCAGAACUCUCUUGAUUUUCGGGCCCGAUCUUCGGACUUGGACGCGACGGACGACGGUUUGAGCUUGAGACGAUGGAUCGCUCGAAAGCUUCGCUCCGACUGA
This is a messenger RNA of Darwinula stevensoni, 1692 nucleotides long. NCBI's taxonomy places the organism in Eukaryota, Metazoa, Arthropoda, Ostracoda, Podocopida, Darwinulidae. The record is from the annotation of a GenBank genome assembly.